Vanrija pseudolonga is the source of this 792-nucleotide messenger RNA. RefSeq lists its product as uncharacterized. The record is from RefSeq and is a predicted model, not a curated record. The coding region runs from base 1 to 792 and encodes 263 amino acids. NCBI's taxonomy places the organism in Eukaryota, Fungi, Basidiomycota, Tremellomycetes, Trichosporonales, Trichosporonaceae. The transcript has 2 exons.
AUGCUCGCUACUACUCUCUUCACCACCCUCGCCCUCCUCGCCUCGGCCUCGGCCGCUCCCCAGUGGGGCCCGUACCGCGACUGGUCCAAGAACGGCAACAACGACAACCAGGGCAACUCGUACUCUGCCAACGGUGACAAGGCCUCGCAGGACUACGGCUACGAGGUCGCCGGCAUGGGCGGCAGCAGCAACGACUCGGCUUGGUCGGGCGGCGCGAUCGUCGCCCCGCCCACGGGCUUCACCCUCCCCCUCCCGCCCAACCAGUCCAACCUCACCAUGCCCGCCGGCCAGAGCGUCACCAUUGCGACUGUCUCACGCGGUGUCCAGAACUACACUUGCACCUCGGGUGCUUGGGUCUCGGACGGCGCGCUUGCCAACCUCUACGAUGCGGGCCUCCUCCUCGCGCUGACUGAGAACGUCGCCCCGGCCGAGAAGGUCACCGACGGCCUCGCGCCUCUCUUCCUCGCCGCGCAGUCGUUCCCCUCGAACAACCCCGCGCCGACCCUCCAGCACGAGUUUGUCGCGACGCCCAACAAGCCCGGCUCCAUCUCGCCCCGCUUCUUCAACCCCAACACGGGCGACACGGUCACCCUGGCCAAGGUCGGCACCAUCCCGUCGCCCGACAACUCGACCGCCGACGUCACCUGGCUCCAGCUCCAGGCCAUCGAGGGCAACCUCGCCAAGAGCGUCUUCCGCCUCCAGACGGCCGGCGGCCAGCCCUCGGGCGGCAGCUGCGCCGAGGGUACCCAGGCGAGCGUCGACUACGCCGCCAUGUACUACUUCCUCAGCUAG